GCGCGAUGCUUGCGUUUCUGGCUCUGUGCACCUCGACAUGCGAUGUGAGGCCUCACGGGCAACCUGCCGCAGGCAAUUUGGGCCCAAGCCUUCUUCAGGUUUUUCUUCGACGGAGCUCGCGUCAUUCGCGGAGCCGCGUCGUCCCGGGCGGGGUGGGGCAGACUGGCACGCAGCACAGCACCGAGCCUUGUCGGCGGCAGGGACGUGGCAGGAUGUGGUCGCAGGAGCCAGCCAUGGUCCUCGGGGCGCAGACGAGGCCCCAGGUCGGCAUUGGCGAGCAGCCAGGUAUGGUCGCCUCGCUGGCCGCGCAGCCGCGCGUGUCCAUGAACGAGCUGCGCGUGCUGCUGCGCGAGAAGAUGCUCGAUCGUCAGCCCGCCGGGCACGGCGGUGGGCCGCCCGGCAACUUCGCGCACCCGCGGGCGCACAGCGAGAGCGCCGAGUUGGACGAUGCUUCCACGGUGAGCAGCCAGCAUGGCGCUUUCGAUCCAAAAGGCAGUCCUGUGCGCUCACCGAUACACCGCGGGACGAUCGAUGUCGUAUACUCCCGAGGGCCGUGCGGGCGGCACGAGCGCAGAGAUGCUCCAGGCCACCCCGUGCGUCCACACCAGGGCCGCAUGGUCAACAAGGCUGCGGGCACUCAGAGCGCAUGCGGUCCUCGGGACACCCACAGGCCGCCAGGUCAGUUCGCAUACAGUGGCAUGUUCGAAGAGGAGGGUUUCCACAACAUGCGCGACUACGAGGGCGUCAGCAGACCGCAGGGCAGCCUGACCCACCCGUGGAGCAGCGGCGAAAACGCCGAGGCCACGAGUUCCCAGGGCGCGAACCACUACCCGGACCCCUGCCAGCCGCCAGGGAGGUGCACCCACCCGCGAGGCGUACUCGGGGGCAUCGACGCCGCGGGCCCGCAGGGCCAGUUCCAGUGGCCGCAAGCGAGACGCACCGCGGCUCGUGGCUCGGGCCCCCAGGGCGCGCGCAGCCACCGAGAUCUCCGCAGUCCGCCGGUGCGCGGCGCCUGGCCCCAGGAGGGCUACGCGGCGUUCGAGACCACCGACCGCCCGAGCGCGAAGCAUCGCAGAGGCGCGAACCACGAGCCCCCGAUGGUGCUCUCGCACCCGCAGAUAAACUCCGCGAUCAUCAAGGCUGCGGACUCGCGGAGCAUGAGCUUCCUCGUGGCGACAGUGGAGACCCACCUGCCAAGCAUGAACAUUGUCAACAUCGCCACGUCCAUGUUCAGGUGCGGCAAACUGGCGGCCGACUCGCCGAGAGUCCGUGUCGAGUCGGCAGCGACGGUGACGAAGCUGGUCGCCGCGGCACAGUCAAGCCUGCAAGCGCUUCCGCCAGGCGAUUGUCAGACACAGGCGAUCAGUAACAUCGCCUGGUCCCUGGCAUCGAUGCAGCUCCAGGAGAAGGACCUGCUCCAAUUGCUGGCGCGCAUGGCGAUCGCGAACUUGUGGUCGUUCAAGCACAUCGAGUUGUCAUCCAUGUUGUGGGCGUUUGCGAAGCUAGGGGCGGACAAGGUCAUGCCAGCGGUCACUCGGGAGCUGUUCUACAGAGCGGCCGAGAGCUUCGACGGCGCGCUCGGGGAACUCUCGCUACGCACUCUCUCGACCAUAUCGUGGGCGCUUGCGACUGCCAAGCAGGACCCGAGCGGCUUGUUCUGGGCUCUGGCCACAGAGAUCCGUCGAAAAGCAAGCGAAUCGACGCCCCAGGAGGUAUCCAACAUCGCGUGGGCUUUCGGGACCGCAGGACACAAGGACACCGCGAUGCUCGAUGCCCUGGCGGAUUCUGCCAUGCGGCAACUGCACAAGUUCAAGGCACAGGAGAUCUCCAACACGCUGUGGGGCUUUGCCGCGAGCAUGUACUACCAUGCAGCCUUGUUCCAUGAGUCCAUCUUGCAGGCGGAGCACAUGCAGUUGAAUCCCCAGCAUUUGGCGAACAUGUUGUGGGCGUUCACCCGUGUCAGGCCACGCCGCACCACCACCCGCCAGGCGGUCGCGCUGCUGGCGCCGCGCUGCACCAGCGUGAUGGACACGAUGAAGCCGCAGGAGUGCGCAUCCGCGCUGCUCGCCGUCGCCAAGGCGUUCGGGCAACUGGGAAGGAAGCGCGCCGCCGCACCCUGUUACGCAGCCGGACCAGAAGAGGGCCACUGUCCGCCAGAGGUGCUGCAGUUCUGCCACGCGGCACAGCACUGGGCCACGCGCCGCAUCAGCAGUUUCUCCGCCCAGUCGCUCGCCAACGUGAUCGCGGCAUGUGCUGCCUUGGGCCUGGACCGCUUGGCCAGGGUGGCCCAGACGGAGGUGAUGCAACGCUCCCUCAAGCUCCCGCCAUCUGGGUUGGUGGCCUUGCUCAGGGGGCUCCUGUCCAACCUCGCGAUCCCGAUCGCCGCCGCGUGCCCCGUGGCGAACUCCUUGGCGCACAACUUCCCGUCGAGCCCCGGCGACGUGAGCUCGUUGUCCCGCCUCUUCUUGUCCCGACACCCAGAGCGUUCUGAGGAGCCCUCUCGCGCCGAGCUGCUCGAGUGGUGCGUGCAGCUCUCCCUCGACGCCUCGGCGGCCUGCGCGCGGGCGGCCGCAGCGGGCGCGGAGGCGCACCCCGAGGGCGAGGAUUGCGGGAGCCCGCGGAGCGACGGCGGCGCGGAGCCGGCGGUGCACCGCGUGAAGAACACUUUCAUCGAGUGCCUCGACGAGGAGAUCGCGGACAUGAGGACAAAGGCGAACUUCUUCUGCUCAGCACCGCCGGUGGUCCGCAAGGAGGAGCGCGUUACGAUCUAGGUCAUGAUCGCCUUAGUUGCCGAUGGCGCGAUUGCGGAUCGGUUGCUCGUGGCACUCCAAAUCUGCGAUCGACACACUUGCAUGGCCAAAACGUAACCAGUAUCGAACAUCCCGUUGAAUGGCGGAGAUGACAUCGUGUCUUCAUUUUUUCUGAGCGGCGGCACGACCUCUGAGAUAUCAAGGUGGCACGUUCGCUGAUAAGGCUCAGGGGAAACACUCCGCCAGCCGAUGUACUCGAAGGACGUUUUUUUACGACUCCGUUAUAGGCCAUCAGCGAUUGCCACGUGCCGUUUUUGUUUUGAACUAUCUCGUUGCGCAGAGCACUGGUGUACCUACAUGUUGAGUCGAUUUCGGCCCGGCAGAAGUUUAAUUCAUUUUUGACGUGCGAGGAUUUUAGUCUCCGGCGGAAGCCGCAAGACACAAAAGUUACGUCCGUGACAAUUUUCCUGUCUACUGAACUUUGCUGUGCCAACCUCCCCUGACGUGCGCGAGCAGACGCACGUGCUGCUGAAGGUAUAUACUUCCCAUUUUGGUGAUGUAUUCGGCAUAAGCCCCCAUUUGUUGUUGCUCCUCUCUCUCUCUCUCUUUAUCUCUCCCUGUCGGGGCCCCGAUAAUUGCGCCACGGGGCGUCGAAUUACAUAGCCCGCCUUAUCGCGGCAUGGCGCGCCAUUUUCUCCCGCUUUGAUGCGGGCUCAGAAGUGCCGAGAGAGAGAGAGAGGCAUACACAUGCCCGAUGGAGACCCCGGUCAAGCAGCUCGGCGAACAAUGGCCCGAGCGACGUGGGCACUCACACGGGCAACUUGCCGAUCGGAGUCUUGCAAGCAGGGGAG
Prorocentrum cordatum is the source of this 3601-nucleotide messenger RNA. NCBI's taxonomy places the organism in Eukaryota, Dinophyceae, Prorocentrales, Prorocentraceae. The record is from the annotation of a GenBank genome assembly.